AGAGGCUUCAAGCUUUUUAUCGCUAAUCCCGUUUGACGUUUGAAGUCAAACUAAACAAAAAUGUUCCAAAGCAAGGAUGGGGCAACACUUUGUGAACAAAUAGUCCAACCGUUUCUGAGCGUACAAUUGCAAGGGCUUGUGGGAUUUGAACAUCUCCGAUCCAUAUCAUCAAAAUUGCACUAGAAUUGUGGAUACAGCUCUUGUAUUGGAUCCAAGUCAAUUGUGCAGGUGUACCGAAUAUAGUGUACAGGAGAGUUUGCCGUUUCUGUGACGUGCCAGCGAAACGUAAACUUUGUUGUAGCGAGCCGCAGCGGUGUGAGAGGAAACCGAAGUAGGGCAUCCUCAUUUCAUGUGGUUUGCGAGUGCGCCAUAAUAACAAGCUAGAAUUAUGCUCAACUUCCCUGUCUGUUUUUUUUUUUUUGUUCCUGUUCGGCUGUUAGGUCAAGCAGAAUGGAAAAUCUGUAUCCCUUGUAUGCCGAAACAGUUUUACUGUGUCGCGGUGGAGUUUUUAAGGUUCCGCUGUGGUUUUAUAAUUGAGGUUUAUUGAGAAUCAGACUUUGAUCAAUCGAACAGAACAAAGUUUCUAGAAGGGAGAAAGAAACAAAGACAAAGGACAAAGCACUAAGUGUAAACAGGAUGAGAGAAGUCAAUCAUUACACUAUCUACAACAAUGAAACGUUAAAUAUGAGUGUCGCAUGGGGCUGCAGUGCUACACCGUGUGAGGGAAGGACAGGACAAGCAUGCAGGACCAGGGUCGUUCAGGACCAGCACAUUCUGCUGUAGAAGGGGGGGGGGAGGGGGGGGGAUGUGGCAUCAAUAAACAUUUGGAAAAUAACUCUCCUGAACAAUACUCAAAGAGCUGACUGCACAUGUUGAAGUGCGCUAAAAUUGGUUUGUUGCCGUGUGGUCACGUGACUUCCUCUUUGCGUUCGCUCUCGAUUUAUCGGCAGGGGAGUGAAACCUCUUUUUGUGUCACCUCUUUGCACAUCUGCCAUCGCGACGCAGAGAGCGAGACAGAAACUCAGCUUUGUUGCUUUUUUUUUUUUUGUUCUAGGGUUCCUUCGUUCCGGUCAAGACGGCAAAAUGUUGAGGCGAAGGCCUUCCAGCGCCUCUGAGAAGGAGCAGGUGCAGAAGAAGAAGCUCACCCUGCAGAGGUCGAGCAGCUUCAAGGACUUCAUGAAGCUCAAAGUCACCUCGCCUGUCACGCCGGAUAAGGAGUUUGUCCUGGACGAGACUGUUGAAGGUGACACGGACGGAGGGAAAAGUGGCAGCAAACUGGGCAAGAAGUGGCACAACGUCAUCUCCCGCACCAUGACGCGCAAGACCUCCAAGAUGGUGCAGACGUUUCUGGCUGAGGAGGGGGCUCUUCAGGGGGAGAGCAGUGAGCAAAUGUCCCCCAUCUCGCCCAAUUGGGGAGGCCAGAGGACGUCUACGUGCUCUACGGGCUCAGAGGACACCGUGUCCAGUCCUGUCACCUGCCCAUUUCCCGGCAACAGCGACAGACAGAGCCUGGACAGCGGUUACUGCCAGAGGGACAGCAUGAGACUGGACGAGAACGUGGUCUCAUUCAACGGACCUUUCUGUGGCCGAGCCGUGGCGCACACCGACUUCACUCCCAGUCCUUAUGAUGUGGACUCCCUGAAACUUCAGAAAGGUGACAUCAUCCACAUCAUUGAGAAGCCUCCCGUGGGCACCUGGACAGGGAAACUCAACCGCAAGGUGGGCUCCUUUAAGUUCAUCUACGUCAACCUCCUGCCGGACGAGAGCCCCCCGGUCAGGCGCAGACGUUGUGACAGCAAGACUAACCGAAACAAGUCCAAACCGUCGACCCUGGAGGAGGUCCUGGACUGCAUUGGUCUGACGGAGUUGACUUCCUUGCUGUCCAUGCAUGGAUUCCAGACCCUGGAAGACUUCACGGGCCUAAGGGAGUCUCACCUCAAUGAGCUGAACAUCACCGACCCGGAUCAACGCGCCGAGAUCCUGAGCGCCGUCGACCUGCUCAGAGACUCUGAGGAUGAAUCCAGUCCGCAGCAGGAAGGAGAGGAGGUGGAGGACAGAUCCGAGGAGGACGCCAAGGAGCCGAGGGACUCGGGCUGCUUUGAGAGCGCUGAGCAGCUGGAUGUGAGGCCUGAGGAGGCUAAAUCAGACAAGGAGUUUCACGAUGAGGAAACCGAACAGGAGGAAAAGAUGGAUGAUGUCCAACAACACCUGCAACAGCUGAUUGUGCAAGACGAAGAGUUGAAGAGUCCACAAUGGUUCAUGUAAAUGUUUAGCAUGGUGGUUAUGGGGGAGUUUUUGGACAGAAGCGGUGAGAAAUCUGUUGUACUUUGGUAAACAAACUGCUUAGUGUUGUUUCCAAGAAAGUGGCCUGUUCAAAUUGUCAUUAUCUUCUUGUUUUGUGAUUGCAUUUCACUCUUCAGUCUUUUGACUCGUACUAUGAGAUUUAUUACACUCUUCCACGUGCUGUAAAUAGUUUUUUUUUGUAGUGUCUCCCAUUUGUAAUGAACACUGAAAAAAUACAUUGACUUUUAAUAUUUUAUA
Molecule: messenger RNA, 2541 nt
Organism: Phyllopteryx taeniolatus (common seadragon)
Lineage: Eukaryota; Metazoa; Chordata; Actinopteri; Syngnathiformes; Syngnathidae
Gene: sash3
Product: SAM and SH3 domain containing 3
Exons: 8
Coding region: 1084-2265 (393 amino acids)
Molecular function (GO): protein binding
Source: RefSeq, a predicted model, not a curated record